UUGCAUACAGUGGUGGCCAACCGGACCGUCGCUUAGACUAUCAUUGAAUUUGGCAAAGUCAAAUCCACGCGGUAUAAAUAAUCGUCGCCAACUCAUCUUCGAUACACUUCCCUUUGAUCUCCUGACUAGUGAGGAAGCACAGAACAAUGAAAUUCGUUUUGAUUGGACUCGCCAUUAUUGGCGUUGCUACUGCCCAAUUCGCAAAGGCUCCAGCUCUACUUCGUCUCCCAACCCUUAAGCCUUUCCGUGCUACCCCAGUCGUCUAUAGACCAGUCUACUCACAAAUCCGCACCGAAGAUGGACAAUACCGCCAUACCGACGAUGGUCAAUACCGUCACACCAACGAUGGACAAUAUGUUCCUGACGAUUCUGGUCGCUAUGUCCAUGUCGAUUCUGGAUACGGCGGUGGAUACGGACAAUACACCGGUGACAACGGCAAAUACAUCCACCAAGAUAACAAAUACGUUCACCAAGAAGGACCACAAGGUGGAUCAGGACCUGGAUACGUCCAUGCCGGAGGAUUUGGUUCAGGAUCAUCCAAGGGAGUAGGUGCCUAUGCUCCACAAAUCAAGUAUGGUCAAGGUGAAGGUGGCUGGAAAAUCAUCCGUCAAAAUCAUGAAAACUUCCCACCCUACCAUUACUUGUACGAAACCGAAAACAAAAUCUUGGCUGAAGAAACCGGAAACUACGAAAACUAUGGAAGUGAAAGCCAAAAACUCCGUGCCUUCGGCUUCUACGAAUACAUCGGAGAUGAUGGUCAAAAAUACCGUGUUGACUAUACCGCUGAUGAAGGUGGCUUCGUACCAAAGGGUGCCCAUAUUGCCGAAAAUGUACAAAAGUCUGCCGAAUAUUUGGCCAAAACUGCCUAAGUUUUGAAAUUUGACACUUCUACGAACUUUUUCCUAAAACUUCUUUGACCUCCUUAGCGUGAUCUGUUUGAGCCAUUUUACGGCUCAAUCGUAACAAGAGACUUAAACAUUCUUGUAUUUGUAAUGUUUAUAUAAAAUAAUAAACUAUUGUAAUAUAAAUUAA
Messenger RNA from Hermetia illucens (black soldier fly), 1032 nucleotides. Its product is annotated as larval cuticle protein LCP-30-like. The transcript is spliced from 4 exons. Bases 147 to 869 code for a protein of 240 amino acids. The record is from RefSeq and is a predicted model, not a curated record. NCBI's taxonomy places the organism in Eukaryota, Metazoa, Arthropoda, Insecta, Diptera, Stratiomyidae.